AUGGACUCUCUCCCCUUCUUCCUGGCGGCUGUCGCCACCAUCUUUUUUGUUUACUAUCUCCUCCAGUUCCUUCUCCGCCCAGCCAAGCCACUGCCUCCGGGGCCUCGGCCGUGGCCACUGGUGGGCAACCUGCCCCACCUGGGGCCGGUCCCGCACCACAGAAUCGCAGCGAUGGCCAGGACGUACGGGCCGCUCAUGCACCUGAAGCUCGGGUUCGUGGACGUGGUGGUGGCGGCCUCGGCAUCGGUGGCGGCGCAAUUCCUCAAGACUCACGACACCAACUUUCUAAGCCGCCCACCCAACUCGGGAGCGAAGCACAUAGCUUAUAACUAUCAGGACCUCGUGUUCGCUCCCUACGGGCCGAGGUGGCGGAUGUUGAGGAAGAUAAGCUCGGUCCACCUCUUCUCGAGCAAGGCCUUGGACGAUUUCCGGCAUAUCCGCCAGGAGGAGGUGACGACAAUGAUACGUGCACUAGCGAGGGUGGGGCCGGACCCGGUAAAGCUCGGCCAGUUGCUGAACCUGUGUGCGACGAACGCCCUGGGGCGGGUGAUGAUGGGGCGGAGAGUGUUCGGUGAUGGGAGCGGCCAGAGCGACGCAAAGGCGGACGAGUUCAAGUCGAUGGUGGUGGAGGUGAUGGUGCUGGCUGGGGUGUUCAACAUCGGGGACUUUGUGCCGUCCUUGGAGUGGCUGGACGUGCAGGGAGUAGCGGCAAGGAUGAAGAAACUGCACAAGCGGUUCGACGCCUUCCUGACGGCAAUCUUGGAGGAGCACAAGGCAGCUGGCGGGGCAGAGCGGCAUGCCGACAUGCUAAGCACUUUGAUAUCGCUCAAGCAUAGCGCUGACGAGGAGGGAUCGAACCUCACCGAUACCGAAAUUAAAGCGCUACUUUUGAAUAUGUUCACAGCAGGGACGGAUACCACAUCGAGCACUGUCGAAUGGGCGAUAGCGGAAAUGUUACGCCAUCCCGACAUCUUGGCCCGUGUUAGAGACGAGCUCGACUCGGUAGUGGGCAAGGACCGUCUAGUGACCGAGCUCGACCUACCCCAGCUAACCUACCUCCAGGCGGUGAUAAGGGAGAACUUCAGGCUCCACCCGCCCACCCCGCUCUCCCUACCCAGGAUAGCCGCCGAGAGUUGCGAGAUCAACGGGUACAACAUCCCGAAGGGCUCCACUCUCCUCGUGAACGUCUGGGCCAUAGCUCGUGACCCAGAUGAGUGGUCCGACCCACUCGUCUUCCGCCCAGAGAGGUUCCUGCCAGGCGGCGAGAAGGCCGGCGUGGAUGUCAGGGGAAAUGACUUCGAGUUGAUACCGUUUGGGGCCGGGCGAAGGAUUUGCGCUGGGAUGAGCCUGGGCAUCCGCAUGGUCCAACUGCUGACAGCAACCCUGGUCCAUGCUUUCGACUGGGAGCUGGCCAACGGGCUGAUGCCCGAGAAGCUGAACAUGGAUGAGGCUUACGGGCUGACCCUGCAACGGGCUGAACCGCUGUUGGUGCACCCGAAGCCGAGGCUGCCGCGACAUGUUUAUUGAUGCUCGAUCAGCUUAAGAAUGAUAUCCCCUAGGGAGGGAUCUGUGGCAUCUAUCAUGUACCCAUUGAGAUGGACUUGUAGAUGUAAAGAGUAAUUUAAUUAGUACUUACUAUGUCUCUCAUUUCAUCUCAAGAAUGAUACCGAUCGAAGAAAUUCGUAAUGAACGGCAUCGACCUCUAUGUACAAAAGGGAGUGAAAUGCAGCAUUCAAGCAA
Molecule: messenger RNA, 1740 nt
Organism: Punica granatum (pomegranate)
Lineage: Eukaryota; Viridiplantae; Streptophyta; Magnoliopsida; Myrtales; Lythraceae
Source: RefSeq, a predicted model, not a curated record